AUGUUGCGGAUGGCACUAAGUCAACUGAAUGAUAUGGUAUACUAUAUAGAGGAGGAACUAGACAUUGCUGAGAUGCAAAUCCUACUAGUACAAGAUCAAUUACAGGAAGCUCGUGAUGAGGAGAUCAGGUGCAACACUUUGGUUCAGAGAGCGGACAUCUCGAAAUCUGGAGACAAGAAGCGAAAGUCUGGAAACGAAUUCAAGGGAAACUCCAAGAAAACCCCGAGCAAGACACAUGAGACUGUCAAGGUCUAUGCCAUCACUGCAGUUCCAACCCUAGUAGCAACCCCCAAAUCUUAA
This is a messenger RNA of Lactuca saligna, 300 nucleotides long. NCBI's taxonomy places the organism in Eukaryota, Viridiplantae, Streptophyta, Magnoliopsida, Asterales, Asteraceae. The record is from the annotation of a GenBank genome assembly.